GGCGUAGUACACCCGGCGUCUCAGGAUUCCAAUAAGAUUUCCGGGCAACUCUGCUACACCGGGGUAUAAUCUCAGCAGAUUUGCAGAUACAUUUUGCAACAGAUCUCGAUUACUUUUAAAGUAGCACUGCAAGUAAAGUGUAACAUUAGACACCUUUUCAUCUACGUGGAGCUUGAAAAGUAAAAAGGAUAAUGGCUGAUCAGCUGACUGAGGAGCAGAUUGCUGAGUUCAAGGAGGCAUUCUCGCUGUUUGACAAGGAUGGUGAUGGUACCAUCACUACCAAGGAGCUUGGGACUGUGAUGCGCUCUCUGGGACAGAACCCAACUGAGGCUGAGCUGCAGGACAUGAUCAACGAGGUGGAUGCUGAUGGCAAUGGUACUAUUGACUUCCCUGAGUUCUUGACCAUGAUGGCUAGGAAGAUGAAAGAUACAGACAGCGAGGAGGAGAUCAGAGAAGCCUUCAGAGUCUUCGACAAGGACGGCAAUGGUUACAUCAGUGCAGCAGAAUUACGGCACGUUAUGACCAACCUCGGGGAGAAGCUCACUGAUGAGGAGGUGGAUGAAAUGAUCCGCGAAGCUGACAUCGACGGCGAUGGGCAGGUCAACUAUGAAGAGUUUGUCCAGAUGAUGACUGCCAAGUGAAGGGAGCGUUGACAUUUCUCUCAAUGUUGCUUGUCCUCUUAAGAUUAUUGUCUUUAAGAACAAAAAGGAACAAUUAAAAAAAAAAUCAUGAAACUCCCCCCUAAAAUUAUAUAAUUGUAGAACUUUGCAAUAUGUGCUUUGAUACAUCCAACUACUUCUAAGGUAUCUGUCUAGCAAACACCAACAGAAUAAUCCCUAGAGAAGUUAACGGACCAAGCUUUAAGAGGGCUGAAGCCCCGUACUUCAGACCAAGAGUCUGCUGAGUCACCCAGCAUCUGAUUAAUUUAGAGGAAAGAGCAACACUGAAAAGGCAGAGGGAUAGGAACCCAUGCCACAGUUCGUAUAGAGAAGUUGGCUAUUUAAUUCUUUCCACUAUGUUUCAACAAAGAAAAUUGACUCUCUUGCACCAGUGGCAGUUGUGAUUCUCUUCAUACUAAAUUGGGUUCUAGUACUCUUCUUGCAUGCACCCUUUCUGUGGCGGUCUCUUGUCACAACAAGGUGGCUCUGAUCCCAUCAGAGGUAGUGGUCAGAUUGUGUACACACUGGAGGUAUAUACAUCACUAUAUAGCUAUAUAUCUGUAAAAAUUUGUGUAACUAUUGAGUGUUGCAAGAGCAAAUAGUUGCAAUGUAGGGUGUUCGUUGGUGCUCAGAUGGAAAUGAGCAUUCUUAAACCUUGAAGAGUUUGGACAAGAAUGAGACGGAAAAAGUACAAAAGGUUUUUUUUUUUCUUUUUUCCCCCUACGGGAUGUUAUUUCGUCUUGUUUUGAGUCGUGGGCUUAACAAUGCCUGGAGCACUGACUGGAGGCAGUAGUGUGCUGUAUUGUUUCAGGGUGAUUGUUGUGAAAACACACUCAAGGACUGCGGUUAAUACAUUUGUUCUGCAAACAGAUAACCUGAUGAUACAAUAUUGAUGUAAUGCUUUAUAAAUGUGUUCUCAAAUAUUAAUGUAUUGAUGACAAACUUUGGUCACCAAAUAUAUCUCUAUAUAUUAGUGUAUCGUAAAGUUUGCAUUGCCUAUUGUUGUAGUAAAUGACCUGUGACCUGUUUUCUCUUUGGUUUUAAAAUGUGCCAUAAUACUCUCAAACGCCUCAACCUUCUUGCAAGACUUGUAGUUAAUUAGAAUAUGAUAAAAGUACUUAAUAUAACAACAUUAAAAUACAUGCAGUUGAACAUAUUUGCACUUUGGUAUGAACUAUAUGGAUAUUAAAAAGGUUUUGUUCUAAAAAGAAAAGAAACCAAAUUUCACUGUUGCUGCUGCUAUAACUACUCAUGUUUUACUCAUUUUUCGUCUUUGUUGGUGUCUGAUCUUCAGUUUCUAGUCCGGUGAUUCAAUUUUCAAUCUGCUUGCUGUUUUACUCAGAAAACAUAUACUGUAUAUUCACAAAUACUACUUGUGGUGGAUGGUUUAUUUGGGUUAAGAAUUAAGAUGGGGUUGUAGCACAGAAUUGAGCUUUAGAUGCAAAAUCAGCUUCAGUGGUAAGAUUUUGACCAGUUGGUUAAAUUCAAGGAGCAGGUUAGUGGGGGUAUAUUAGGAUUCCUCAUUAAACUUAAAUACUGCUAUGUUUGAGGUGUUUUAAUUGGUUACCUUUAAUCUAUAUGCCAGGAGGUAAAUGGUUAUGGACUGUUAAGUUAUGAAGGUAUUAAACUGUAAAGAUGUGAUAUAUUUUCCAUAAAUCAAUAAAUUGACUGAGCUUUACUUCA
Sphaeramia orbicularis (orbiculate cardinalfish) is the source of this 2342-nucleotide messenger RNA. RefSeq names its product calmodulin. Bases 192 to 641 code for a protein of 149 amino acids. The record is from RefSeq and is a predicted model, not a curated record. Gene Ontology annotation, molecular function: calcium ion binding. The transcript has 6 exons. Lineage: Eukaryota; Metazoa; Chordata; Actinopteri; Kurtiformes; Apogonidae. Gene Ontology annotation, cellular component: myosin II complex.